This is a messenger RNA of Penicillium antarcticum, 390 nucleotides long. RefSeq lists its product as uncharacterized. The coding region runs from base 1 to 390 and encodes 129 amino acids. The record is from RefSeq and is a predicted model, not a curated record. The transcript has a single exon. Lineage: Eukaryota; Fungi; Ascomycota; Eurotiomycetes; Eurotiales; Aspergillaceae.
AUGCUCUUUAACGUCUUCACAACCGAGACCCUCGGCAUCAGAAACCACAUAGCAAUCUACAUCGAAACAGACCCAACCACGGACAGCGGCUGGCUACACCACGUUACAGGAACAAUCCUCAACGGCAUGGAAUACACACCCCGACCAACCCGCAACCCAAAGGAGCUACCAGAAUACGUUCUCGACUCGCAAAAGCGGAUCGCCACGAUCAACGAGGAAGAUCUAGGACAAUUCCGUGAGGAGUGUUGCUUAGCUGUCCCGCCCCCACGUCCUCAGGUUACACUUGGUGGGAAGCGGUUGUAUCCUGAUAUACCGCUUUAUCGAUGUGGACAUUGGCUUAAGGAUAUUGAGGAGUUGGCGUUUGAGAGGGGCAUUUUCAAGAGGAUUUGA